AUGCCAAAGGAGGAGACGUUGCCGACGCGCAAAAAGAUGCGUAAGGGUACGCAUAGCUGCUUCGAAUGUCGUCGCCGCAAGAUCAGGUGCAUCUUUCAGCCCGACAAUCCCGAUGUGUGCUCCGAGUGCUUUGCGCGCGGCAGCAGAUGCAUCGAUCAGGAACAUGCCAAUCCAGAUGUUAUUGUCGACCACCGAAAGAACCUUCGUGAGAGGGUCUCGCGUCUAGAGGCUUUGGUUGACUCUUUGCUCGAAGAAAAGACUGUCAAAUCGGAAAGCCGGAGUCAAAGUGUAGCCGACACAUCCUCACCAAAAGCGCCAAAUGUCUACAACAAAGACACUUUACCACCAACACCACUUUCUUCUGAAUCGCCAUCCAACACGCUCAAAUUUACACAAAACCAACGCGCUAAAUCGAAACAAGGCCAUCACAUACCGAUUCUUUCUGUUUUCGAGGAUGCGCUCAACAACGACGCUGAGGCACAUGCAAAAGCCCACUGCGAUUCCCUACAGCAAUCCUCAACGCCCAAGCCCGAACAGGCAGAGGAUGAGCGAUACACUUUAGAGAAUCACCACGACGAAGACAUUGUCGAUAGCAACCCAUUUAUGAACUCUGCCAAGCGAGAAAGAACUAAACAAGCACUUAUCGCCGUGCUGCCUCCUUUUGACCAAUUGUCCAAGAUCCUUCACACCCACAGUGACUGGUGGGAUAUUUGGCGCCGCAAGUGUAUGAGAUCGUAUGGGACUGAGCAGACGCUGGCUCAGUUUGCUGCGCAGGCUUUGGCUACCGGAAACGUCGGAGCAAUUGCCACUGUCGUUUUGUCAGUUGGAAUCUGUUCACAAGACACUGACCAAGUGUCACGCUAUUUUGAAGCUGUUGAUAGGUGGUUCCUGUGCGAUGACGAAUAUGCUGCCAGUCUCGAGGGGUUGGAGUGUUUUGUCAUGAAGUCCAAGUGGUACGCUGAUGUAGGCCAGCCACGGCGAGCUUGGAUUGCGUACCGCAAGGGCCUGAUGUAUGCACAACUUAUGGGCCUCCACCGCAAACGUACUGGCUCUGUGGCACACGAAAGCUUGUGGUGGGCCCUGUACCAUGGCGACCGCUUCUUGUCUCUUCUUCUUGGUCUACCAUAUGGUAUCAACGACGCGCACUGCGACUUAGCCAUGUCCGACAUGGGAGAGUCCAAAUAUACGCACCCCAUGGUCUGCAUGGCCAAACUUUCACAGCUUGCAGGCAAAGUUAUCGAUCGCAACCAAGGCAUGGCCGAGCAGUCUUUUGCAUGGGCGCUACAACUCGACCAAGAGCUAGACGAUUUGUGGAAGAAGUUUGAUCCAGCUUGGCUUGACUUCACUCCGCUUCUUGCCGACAUAAGGUCCAACGCCGUAGAAUUACGAGAGCGGAUCAUGGGCCAAAUAGUGUUCCAUCAGAUCCGUGUAUACCUCCAUCUGCCAUUUAUGCUCAAGGCGGCAUCGAAUUCGCGCUUCUCCUACUCGCGCACAGUCACCUUGAACGGCUCACGAGAAGUUCUACGCCUCUACCAGGUGUUGCGAACUGGUGGGGUAACGCCAAUCUACGAGUGCAAGGCCAUUGACUUUCUCGGAUUCACCUCCGCAGUCCUUAUGCUGAUUGGCCUGCACAACGGCACGCCCGCGCAGUCGGCAGCCUCGAGCUCCAACGCCAAAACGACUGAAGAAGACGUGCGCAUGAUUGAAGGCUGUAUUGACAUCUUCCGCCGCGCUUCAAGCGAAAAGGGAGGCAAUGUUGCCGCGCAAUCCGCAGAGGUCCUGGAGAAGAUGAUGGCCAAGUUCAAGGGCACAAGCACCGACGCAGACGACUUGUGCAACGCACCUUCAAGUUUCGUCAUCCCUUACUUUGGCACCGUCUCCAUCAAGCGAGGCGGCCAGCUAGUAAAACCUCCAACACCUGCCGGUCGCUCGCCCGCCACAGUCAGCUCUCGAUCGCCCAGCGCAUCGCACCAGCUCUUCACUCCCCCCUCAGGCAGACACUCAUCCGCCGCCUCAGACAUCUUCUCCCAGCCCUCCAAAUCCCUCAACGUCACCCCCAAGACCUCCAUGUCCACCGCCACAGGCGCCACGGGCUUCAACCUCGACCCCUCCCCUUUCGUCUCCUACGACGGCUUUUACAACUGGAACAACCUCAACGCCGACGACGGUUCCACAACGGGCACUUCGGUCCUCGACUCCCAGAUGCACAAUGAGGGCAUGAAUAGCUUCUCGCUCCCCACUAAUAACUUCUCCUGGCAGAAUAUGCCCAUGGAUAUCGAUCAGGAUUGGUCGUGGUUUCUCAACGAUGCCCAGACGACGCAGGGUAUAGCUACGGCUACGCCUGCUCAGCCCGUCCCGCUUGAUGCGUUCAAUGCCCAGGGCUUCACCGGCUUUGGUUGA
Bipolaris oryzae ATCC 44560 is the source of this 2400-nucleotide messenger RNA. RefSeq lists its product as uncharacterized. Bases 1 to 2400 code for a protein of 799 amino acids. The record is from RefSeq and is a predicted model, not a curated record. Gene Ontology annotation, biological process: DNA-templated transcription; regulation of DNA-templated transcription. NCBI's taxonomy places the organism in Eukaryota, Fungi, Ascomycota, Dothideomycetes, Pleosporales, Pleosporaceae. The transcript is spliced from 4 exons. Gene Ontology annotation, molecular function: zinc ion binding; DNA binding; DNA-binding transcription factor activity, RNA polymerase II-specific.